Molecule: messenger RNA, 1048 nt
Organism: Oryza brachyantha (malo sina)
Lineage: Eukaryota; Viridiplantae; Streptophyta; Magnoliopsida; Poales; Poaceae
Exons: 3
Coding region: 59-961 (300 amino acids)
Source: RefSeq, a predicted model, not a curated record
CGUCCUCUUCCCAUCCAAACCGCAGCAGAGCUCGCAAACGCACACAGGAGACAGGACAAUGCAGCAGCUCGCCCUCCUCCGCCCGCUCACCCUCCCCGCCGCGGGUCCCCUCGCCGCGCGAUGCCGCGGUGGCCGGGGGCGAGGCGUCCGCUGGAGAUGCGCGACGGGGGGAGGCGCGGGUAGCGUGGGGGAGGAGGAGGAGAAGAGCGCCGCGGCGGCGUGGCUGAGCUCCGCGGUGGGGGAGAAGGUGGACGAGCUGCUGCAGCGCGAGGAGAACCGGGCGCUGCUGGAGGGGGUCGAGGCCGCCGAGCGGCGGGUGGAGCGCGCGCGCGCCGCGCUCGCCGACAUCGAGCGCCAGGAGGCUGCCGCCCGCCUCGCCAGGGAGGAGGUCCGCCGCCUCGAGAGGCGCCGCGACGAGAUUGCAGAGUCCCAGCGUGAAUUGCUACAGGCAAGAGAAAUGAUUGAUGAAGCAGAACGUUCCUUGUCUUCUAGUCUUGAGGAUCAAAGCUUUGGAGAUGUACCAAGUGGUGAUAUUGAUGAAGAUAGUGAAAGAUUGGAAUCUGUAAAAGCUGCAGCAGUUUCCUCUGUAGUUGGUGUUCUAGCUAGUUUACCCAUAUCUUUCUAUGAAUUCCACGAUUUGCCGCAAUUAUUUGUUCAGUUGUCAGUUAUUUUCAUAAGCUGUGCUUUGUUUGGAGUUACAUUCCGGUAUGCCAUUAGAAGAGACCUGGAUAAUGUCCAACUAAAAACAGGGGUUGCUGCUGCAUUCGCGUUUGUAAGAGGACUUGCUAUGGUGGAAUCUGGGAGCCCCUUUGAGAUGAGCACUGAUGCCUUGAUAUCGCUCAUCCUUGAUGGUGCAGUUAGUGUGGCUGAGAAUAUUUUGACAUUUCUACCUGCUGCAAUUGCACUGGACUAUUGUUUUAAGAUGGGAUUUUUUAGUCCAUUCCCUACAAGAAGAAAAUAGUAGUUUCUGCGAAUAAUCUGUAGGAUCCAUAAUGGCAUUUGUUGGUCGAAUUACUUUAUGUGAAUAUACCAUACUGCUUAUGUCUUA